Cladophialophora immunda is the source of this 1419-nucleotide messenger RNA. RefSeq lists its product as uncharacterized. Gene Ontology annotation, biological process: proteolysis. The record is from RefSeq and is a predicted model, not a curated record. NCBI's taxonomy places the organism in Eukaryota, Fungi, Ascomycota, Eurotiomycetes, Chaetothyriales, Herpotrichiellaceae. The transcript has 5 exons. Gene Ontology annotation, molecular function: dipeptidyl-peptidase activity; serine-type exopeptidase activity. The coding region runs from base 1 to 1419 and encodes 472 amino acids.
AUGUUUAUUUCUCUCGCUUUCCUCGCGCUGGCAAUGGCACGGACAGCCUUUGGGCUGACCGGAGUCAACUGUACGCAUCCAACGGCAUUCUAUGACCAGACCAUCGACCACAACGCCACCAAGAGUGGGACUUUCAAGCAACAAUACCAACUUAUCAUGGACCACUACAAACCGGGCGGUCCCAUUCUCUUCUUCCAGGGAGCAGAGACCGCGAAUAUCUCUUGCUUGGAACUGACGGUCUUGGAAGACUGGGCACCGACCUUGGGCGCUGCCGUUGUGCAACUCGAGCACCGGUUCUUCGGCGUCAGCAAUCCAAGCAACGCCGCCAAUGUCAAAGAACGCUAUGCGACCCUCACGCUGGAGAAUGUUCUCCAAGACUCUGUCUCCUUUGUCGAAUAUUUGAAGAAGAACAAUACCAAACUGCGCAAUGCCAAGGUGAUUGCACAUGGCGGCUCGUAUGGGGGCUCGCUGUCUGCCAUGCUGCGACUCAACCAUCCACAGACUUUCUAUGGCUCCAUUGCCUGGGCUGGACCGACGGAGGGCCUCGGACCGGAUUCCGCAAACCCGGCGCGUGGAAAUUGGUACACCGUUCUAUCGAAUAUCUACUCGACCUAUUCCGCGGAGGCCGCUGCCAAAAUAAAAGCUGCUCUUGCAACCUUUCACGGUUACAUCAAGACUGGGACCAACUACGAGGACCUCGCCCACGGACUCAACCUCUGCGAGGUGCCCCAGAACAAGAGCGACCUCGACUUCAUCUACCAGACGCAGAUCCUCAAUGCGUACACGGCCAACUCGCAGUUCAGCUUCGGCGUCCUGCCGGGCCUGCCGGGGCUGACGGCCAACACGUUCGACCAAGCGCUCAACCUGACGCUCGCGGCCACGGGGGCCCUCGAGGUCCUCAACGCCAGCCUCUCGGUCCUCUUCAACGGCUCGUGCGUGGACUGGGCGGGCCAGAACGCCUUCGGCCUGGCCGGCGCCGAGCAGCUGCCCUUCCAGUACCUGGAGUGCCGCUACUUCCCCAUCGCCGCCGACCUGGUCGCGGCGGGCACCAUCUUCCCCGCCGGCGCGCUGGGGUACAGCAGCGACCGCGCCGCCUUCUGCGCCCAGACCUUCAACAUGACCAUCCCGACCCACGGGCAGUUGGCGGCCAAGUACCACUUCACCACCGCCGACCUGCUGGCGGCCACGCACCUGCUCUUCACGUUCGGCACGCUCGACCCCGUCUCCGGCUGGGCGCCGUGGGAGCUGUACGCGAGGAUGACCCCCAACCGCAACGCGUCGAGCCUGAUGGUCGUCCCCGAGGGCGGGCACACCGAGGACUCAUUCAACCCCAGCUUCCUGACCAAGCCGGGCGUGCUCCAGGCGCAGAAGUUCCAGCUGGAGUAUAUCAAGGAGUGGCUUGGCAUCACCGCCUACUAG